Molecule: messenger RNA, 2544 nt
Organism: Nilaparvata lugens (brown planthopper)
Lineage: Eukaryota; Metazoa; Arthropoda; Insecta; Hemiptera; Delphacidae
Product: E3 ubiquitin-protein ligase LRSAM1
Exons: 15
Coding region: 317-2422 (701 amino acids)
Molecular function (GO): protein binding
Source: RefSeq, a predicted model, not a curated record
GUAGUUCAGAUAAAUUAUUCAGUCAACAACAACGCUGUUAACUGUUCAGUGUUUGCUACGAAUUUUUAUAAGUAUUUAGUGUAAUUUGGUAAUUUCUAUUGAACCAAAGUGCUUUUCAUCAAUCCCAUCAUAUAAUUAUAAUAGCUCAAAGGAGUCUCUUCAAUAAAAUUAAUUUCUCAACAUCUUGUAACUCAAGCAAAUAAAAAUGUUUUAGGUUAGCUGUGUAUGAGUAAGCGCUAUGACGAAGACGUUGAGUUUAGAAAAGAACUGUUUACAAACUGUGAUUAGACUUUCUUAUCUCUUUUUCUAAUUAAACAUGGCCUUUUUUGGGAAAAAGAAAAAUCAACAAAACUAUAAAGCUAUUCUAGAAAAGAAAUUGUAUUUGGCAGGAGUGGAUCCAGAACCAGUGUUUGACUUAUCUGAAUGUGAUCUGAAAAGAGUUCCCUCAGGAAUAUUUUCAUUAUGCAAAGUUAUGAGGAAAGAAUGCUUAUUAUUGCAAUGCAAUCAACUUGUGAGCCUGGAAGGAGGGGGGAAUAUUGGAGAUUUGGAACUGAUUAUAAAAUUGAAUCUUCAUAGCAACAAGCUGACAAUGCUGCCUGAAGGAAUAGGCUCUCUAAAGAAUCUGGUGGAUCUAAAUGUCAGCCAGAAUAGCUUGAAAGUACUUCCGAACAGUGUCUGUGAAUUGCGAUCUCUCCGAAGUUUAGACGUGUCUUUCAAUAAAUUGAAAUGUCUUCCAUCGAAUAUUGGCCGCCUCAGAAAAUUGCACUCGCUACAUUUGAAUGGCAAUCCAAAGCUCGUUUCUUUGCCUAAUACGCUCGGAUUACUUUCUCAUUUGAGAGAUUUGAGGUUAGAUACGGAAAUUAUAGAUUAUCCACCCAACGAAGUUACCGCAAAUGGAGUCGAGGCUGUCCUUGAUUUUUUGUCAAAAGGUUGUGAUUAUACUAGUCCAGAAUUUGAACUAAGCAAUGCUGAUUCUAUUGGAGUGCAAGAAAAUUUGACGAAACAUAUUGAUUUUGAGGCUGAUGAUGACUUAUUUCAGGAAAAAGUAAGAAACUUGGCUAGAGAAAAGGAUAUGAGAAUGAAAGAAUUGGCUGCCAUUGAACAUGAUUUAAAAGAACAGCAAAUAAAGGAAUUAGAUUUCCAGAAACAACGGAAGAAUGAGAAAGAUGAGCUUCUGAAGAAUCUACUUGUGCAAGAAAACUGCCUUCAACAUAGAAUAGUCGAAUUUCAAGCUCAAAAGGAUGCUGAACGCAAAGAAGUCAUUGCUCAUUUUCAAAAAGUUGAAGAACAGUCGGAUAAAAUGCUGACUGAGCUUCUGAUAGCCAAUAGGAAAAUGAUGGAUCCAGCAGUUUUGGAAGAAAGAGAUAGAGCACAGCGUGAAGAAAUGCUCUCUCUGCAAACUUUGGAUUUGAGGAGAAAGGAAGUCAUAGAUGCAAUGGAGAAAAUGGUCGCCGAGGAAUUGGAACAGACAGCAAAGAUGCUGAACUAUGAACUGAGCAGAGAUGAAGAGGCAAGGGAUAUUUUAACUCGGGUUGAAGAGGUGCAGCAUCGCUUAGGGGAGGCAGCAAGCGACUUGAGCACCGGCCGGCUACAUUGGUUGGCCGAAGUGGGGGCGCGCUGUGGAGGGGGCUCGUCCCCCCUCGCCCUCGGCCUCCUCUUGGAGCGCACCGACGCGCACUCGCAGGCACUCGUGUCCGAGAUCACACUCGCCGAGCGGCAGUUGGCUGCACUGACUGCUGUCGAACUUAUGCGGCGAAAGGUCAACACCGAUCAGCUCACGAGCGAACUCUGCUCGAAACGUUUACAGUUGUCUGAAAUUCUUAUGGAUCUUCUCGAGCAAAGGGACCAGAGGAGACAGCAAUUGUUGGAUACUUUGCUAGCGAUACAGCAAAGUCAGGCGAAUUGCUCGGAAGACCUUUGGUUGCAGCAGUACCAACGCCUGAUGGACCGGUGUCCCCAGUCCCUGCAACAGAUGCUCGAUCCUCUUCUGGUGCACUGCUUGGUGCAGCUCAACGCCAUUCACUGUCUUCCUUUACUAUCAGCUGGCCUUGCCUCCUCUGUUGACGGCCUCGAUCAGAUUGCUUUAGAAAAGAUGGGUGUCUCUAGCGGUGACAGAGAGUUGAUUUUGAGUGCACUGGCCAUGUACAGAGAGAAACAAGCGAGUCAGUUUGUGCCUUCUGCCCCUGAGUUGGUUCAGACUCCUGACAUGCAGCCCUCCGCUCCCCCUCUACUGCCAACUGAAGAUGAAUCCACCUUUGAGAAUGAUGGCUGUAGCUGUAUUGUGUGCAUGGAAGGAGCUUACGAAGUUGUUUUCAUUCCUUGCGGGCACCUUUGUGUGUGUGUGAAUUGUGCUUCUUACCUGAAAGACUGUCCGCUGUGCAGAGCUACUAUAGCCCAGAAGAUACGUGCCAUUGUGCCUUGAAAGUAAAUUAUAUUAAUAUUUCUCACUUCUUAAUAAGGUAUGUUCUAAGGACCAACUGUUAUAAGCUAUGAUUUUGAAUUUCAUUGAACCUCAAACAUCAACAUUAUCCUCAGCGAAAUGAA